This is a messenger RNA of Yamadazyma jaroonii, 2643 nucleotides long. The record is from the annotation of a GenBank genome assembly. NCBI's taxonomy places the organism in Eukaryota, Fungi, Ascomycota, Pichiomycetes, Serinales, Debaryomycetaceae.
AUGGACAUAGUAGGGAGUUUGAGUUUUCCGUUGAACGAAGGUGAGAGUGACAAAAUCUACUUGAAUAAGGUAAUUUUGACAGAUGAUAAUGAUUUAGAGAGAUUGAAUAUUCAUGUUGAUGUAGUUAAUUAUAAACGAAAAUGUACUAAGAUCAAUUUCACCAAUACCAAGAGCCAAGAUGUGAUCAAGACACCCGUCUGCUAUAUAGAUAAUACUUCAAAUGUCAAAACCACUCCAUUGUUAGUGAAAUGUGAUCCUAAAUUUAAGAAAUUAAAAUUGAGUCUUUUAGUCAAGUAUCUGACUGGAAACAAAUCAUUAGUUAUUGUGAAGACCAAAGGGAAAGACCAAAAUUUGUCGUCAAUUAACCAAUAUUUGCUAUCCAAAGAAUAUAACAAACCCGAAAUCGAAGUAUCUCAAAUAAACUACUCCGAUCUACCCCUAGAAGCCAAUGUUUCGGACUUUCAAAGAAUAAUUGUAAAUGAUGGUUUCGAUAGUCAGGUAAUAAACGACGACAUUUUAAAUGUGUUUCUUCUUCAAACUGAUGGGACAAGGUAUACACAUUUGUUUGAUUUCAAAGUAUGGAUCGAUAAGCUAGAAACUGCAGAGAAACUUCAAAUUAAUACCCAAAUGGAAGACAAACCGUUGGUUGAUCAAUUAGUCGACCUACAAAUAUCCGAUUAUAGAAAUGCUUUUAAUUUUAUUUUAGAUGAUGGACCAGAGUUUAGACAAGCUUUAAGUAAAUAUGAACAAAGGAUACCGUCAGUUCAAAAAAAUAUAGCAAUAUUGAUAGAUGAAUUGAAAACAACAGAGAAUUCUUUGAAAAGAUUACAAAGUUCUCGAUCAAAGAUUAUUGAAAUUAUCAAUAAUCUAUCGAAAUUGAAUCCGAUUUUACCAAAAUUUAAUUUCAGAAAAGAGUUCCUGGAGAAGUUCGAAGAUAUUUACAAAUCUUUUGAAGUUGAAUUAAAGUAUGUACUCUCGAACACUUUUAACAAAAAAACCCUAGAUAAAAUCAAAUCGGUAUCAACUUUUGAUGACGAGCAUAAUAACGAGUUAACUACUAUAAAGAAGAAUUUUGAAAAUCAAUCAAAAGAUUAUUAUAAUUGGAUGAAGAAAUUUUUGUCUAAUGAUAAAGAAAAACCAGAACUGAAACUUUUAACCAAAAGAAAGAACUUUGAAUUAAGCAAAUUUGAUUAUUUGAAUUAUUUAAGUAAUUUUUUGAACAAUCAGUAUAUGAAUGAAUUGUUCGAAAACCUUUUCAAAUUUAUUGGUAAUGAUGACGAUGAGUUUAACAGUCAUUACAAGAUUUACUUGACAGUAUUACUAAAGUUUAAUGCUGAAAAAUUCAAAUUACGUCAAAUGAUCGAAGCUUGUAAAACCAAUGAUGAAUUAACGAACAUUAUAAAAGAUAACAAUUUAACUAUAAAACCAAAUUUCGAUGUGAACGAUGAUAAAGUUGUAACCACAGAUAAUGUCAAUUUGAUAUUUUCACCUAUUGAAGCACCCACCUCACCUGAAUUUAAUGAAGCUAAUUCCACAUACGAAAAGUCGGGUAUUUUAUAUGCCCUUGGGGGGAAAGGAAAACAAGGAUGGCAUAAGGAAUGGGUGGUUGUAAAAGAUGGUGAAUUGAGAGAGUAUUCUGAUUGGAGGACAGGAAAUGCACCAAUCAACAAACCAAUUCCUAUUGCAUUGACCAGUAUUAAACCUCUUUUGAAUGAAAAAAGACAACAUUGUUUUGAAAUUAUAACCCCUAAUCAAAAGUUUGUGUUCCAAGCAAUGAAUGAAUUAGAAAAAAACAAUUGGAUUAAAGUUCUUCUGAAUGCUAGACAUAUGACCAAUACCAGUAAUUUGGAAGACACAUCGAAAGUUACUAAGUCAAAAAAAUUGCAUUUGAAGUUAGACAGACACACUGUACCUAACAGUUCCAAUUCAGGGGUUUUGUCACCCACUUCAGUCAAAUCAUUUAAUCUAAUUACCAAGGAUUACCUCAAACAAGUGAGAUUAAUACCUGAAAGUGAUAAUCAUAUUUGUGCCGAUUGUAAUUCGACAGAAGAAGUAGAGUGGAUCUCAAUGAACUUUUUGAACAUUUUAUGUAUCAACUGUUCAUCUUGUCAUAGAAACAUGGGAAGCCAUGUUUCAAAGGUCAAAUCAUUAAGACUUGACAAUUUUGAGAAUGAAUCUGAAGUAUUAUUAAACUAUGUCAAUAACAAAUUACACAAUCAAUACCUCGAAGAAACAUCAUCUGUAGAUAAAUCCAAAUUAAAUACCCACGAGCAAAGACUAGCAUAUAUUAAAGAUAAAUAUAUUCACAAGGAAUUUAUCGUUAAAAGUAAUGAUUUGAAUGUUGUAUUAAUAAAAUCCGUUCAAAAAAUCGACAUUAACGAAGUCAUACAAACCGUUUCUUGCGGAGCAGAUUGUAAUUUGAAUUUACAAAUCUUGAAGAACAAAACAGACCAUCAAAACAUUUCCUUGUUUGAAUAUUCUCUAAGAAAAUAUAUCGAGAUCGAAAACAAGGACAAGAAAUAUUUCAUCAUUUCAGAAUUCCUCCUACUAAAUGGUAUAAAAAUCACAAAAGUCGACAAAGACUUGGAUCUUACACCUGAAGCAUUUAAAUACUGGGAAGAAAAGUUCAAUAAAUUCUUAUAG